CCUAUCAGUGAUAAAGAGGCAGACCAAUUUAGAUUCUAGAGAGAGAGAGGAGAGAAAUUCAAUUCUGCAGAAGAAGAAGCCAUGGAUGCGCUUAGGAAGCAGCUGGAUGUUUUGAUGGGAGCGAAUCGAAACGGCGAUACUGAGGAGGUGAGCCGAAAGUACUACGAUCGUGAUGUGUGCCGCCUCUUCCUCGCCGGACUCUGCCCCCACGAGCUUUUCCAACUCACCAAAAUGGAUAAGGGACCAUGUCCCAAAAUUCAUUCAUUGCAGCUGAGGAAAGAAUAUCAAGAAGCAAAGGCAAAAGAUGUUGAUAAUUACGAUAAGGACUUGGAGGAUAACAUAGACAGACUUAUUGUUGAGUGUGAUCGUAAAAUUUCUAGGGCUUUGAAGAGACUCGAUGAAGAGGAUGCUAAAGCAGCUAUAGCAAUCUCGGUAUCAGAAGUUACCCAGGCGCCAGAUAUUAUUGAGAUUUCGAAGCAAAUAAAAGAAAAGAUGAAAGAAGCUGAUCAAGCUGAUCUCGAAGGCAAUACAGACAUGAAGAUUCGAGCUUUGGAAUUGCUUGACGAACUAAGAGCUACAAGAGCAGACAAGCAGGCGACGCUUCUUUUGGAUGCUUUCAACAGAGAUCGCGCAUCUCUUCCCCAGCCCUUGAUAAAUGCUCAGCAGUUGACACCAGUGCCAGCAGCUAUUUCAGACCCUCACAUACAAGAAAUGAUCAAUGAGAAGCUAAAGAAAGCUGAAGAGCUUGGUGAACAAGGAAUGGUAGAUGAAGCACAGAAAGCAUUGGAAGAGGCUGAAGCACUCAAAAAGCUGCCAGCCCGACAGGAACCUGUGCUGGAUUCCUCUAAGUACACUGCUGCUGAUGUGCGAAUCACUGACCAAAAGCUUCGUGUCUGUGACAUUUGUGGUGCAUUCUUGAGUGUUUAUGACAGUGAUCGCCGAUUAGCAGAUCACUUUGGUGGAAAGCUCCACUUAGGCUAUAUGCUGAUCCGUGAAAAGUUAGCUGACCUUCAGGAAGAGAGAGACAAGAAACGCAAAGCCUAUGAAGAAGAGAGAAGGUCAAGAGAUCGGAUAAGCCGUGAGAGAGAAUCUAGCAAGGAUCGAGAUAGAGGUGAUAGCCGUGAACAUGGAAGAGAUAUUGACCGUAGGAGCAGAGAUCGGGACAGGCAUUAUGACCGUGACUACGAACGAGAGCGUGAAAGAGAUAGAGAAUAUUCCCGCAGCUAUGAUUCUAGAAGUCACCGGAGAUCUCGAUCCCGCUCAAGAGAUCGCACUAGGGACUAUGACCGCCACAGGCGUUAUGAUCGUUACUAGCUGGACAAUCGAUAUUUCAUAUAGGGAAUGGAACUGAAGUUUGUAUCUUCUGUUUAUGAAGGCUGAUGGUAACUAGGAAGAUUUGAUUUAAUUUGGCUUAAAAUGAAUUCCGAAUUCGGUAGUGAGUGAAAUGGAUGUUGUCUCUAUGUUAAAUUCUGCGAAAACUGUAGGGAUUUAUUUGAUGCGGGAUUGCUUAGCUCCAUUUGCUUGAACUACAUGGUGUUAUGACCAAUUGUUCUGUUUUCGUUUUGACUCGAAAAUUUUGGGUUUUGUGAAAACUCUUUAAAGCAGUUGUUGCAACAGCUUUGAGAAAGAAUGGAAGAGAUUGAAGGACGACAGCCACCGUGUAUUCUGAACUUGAAUGGUAAAACUUGGACUCAUUUUUGCAGGUUUUGACAAAACAAAUUCAUUCUUUUCUUU
This is a messenger RNA of Erythranthe guttata (spotted monkey flower), 1734 nucleotides long. Its product is annotated as U1 snRNP-associated protein usp106. Gene Ontology annotation, biological process: mRNA splice site recognition. Gene Ontology annotation, cellular component: U1 snRNP. Gene Ontology annotation, molecular function: mRNA binding. NCBI's taxonomy places the organism in Eukaryota, Viridiplantae, Streptophyta, Magnoliopsida, Lamiales, Phrymaceae. The record is from RefSeq and is a predicted model, not a curated record.